Messenger RNA from Apodemus sylvaticus (European woodmouse), 1688 nucleotides. Its product is annotated as zinc finger and SCAN domain containing protein 4F-like. The transcript is spliced from 3 exons. The coding region runs from base 84 to 1688 and encodes 534 amino acids. Lineage: Eukaryota; Metazoa; Chordata; Mammalia; Rodentia; Muridae. The record is from RefSeq and is a predicted model, not a curated record.
UCACCAAUUGUUGAACCAGGCCUCAAGUAAGAAGACAAACGCCAAAUUGCCAUAGUUGAAUUUUUCUGAGGAUUCUCAUCACAAUGACUUCACAGUUCAGAGAAACCUUUAGGUCCACAUCAUCAUCAAAUGACUUUGAAUUAGACUACGCAGAGUUUAUUUCAACCCAGGCUUCUGCUAUGCAGUUGGGAGAAGACAUCUCUCACUCAGCAAGAUCUCAGGUCAGUGUUUCUCCAAACAACCAUGGCUCCCUGGCAAAGCAGGAGCUGCAAACACUCUGGGCGAUGUUCACCUCCUGGUUGCAGCCAGAGAAGCAGAGCAAGGAGCAGAUGAUCUCUCAACUGGUCUUGGAGCAGUUUCUCCUCACUGGGCACUGCAAGGACAAGUUUGCUUUGACAGAGAAGUGGAAAUCCAGUGGCAGAAACAUGAGGAGAUUCAUGGAGGGUCUGACUGAUGAGUACUUGAAGCCUCCUGUCAUGGUCCAUGUAGCCAUGCACGGGCAGGAAGCCCUCUUUUCUGAGAACAUGCCCUUAAAAGAAGUCAUCGCACAUUUGGAGCAACAGAAGGUAGCAACAACUCCCGCACAAGAGAACACAAGGGCACUCUUGGAGAUCCCCAAAGAUGUGUUCUUGGCAGCAGGGGAGUCAGACUGGACAGAAGAGGGCUGCCGUGUGAUUCUCUACUUGUGUACAGUUUUAUCAAUUGUCUUAUUUGUCACAGGACAUGAAAAUACAGACGAUGGCUGCCAAUCCCCUUGGAACACUAGUGUUGGAAGUGACGGUGUUAAUAGUGCUGGAACUGUGAGGGAUUCCCUUUGCACCUUCCAGAGAGUGCAAUAUCAGGAGUUUGAAGACAGGGAUGUUUCUUAUGGAGUCCCACAGGUUUCCAGAAGAGUAACUCAAGAUACUUCCAGGUCCCAGGAAGUGUCCCUGAGGGCACCUUCUUCUGAAGAGGUCCUUAUGGAGGUACAGCCAGUGUUUCUCUCCCUCACCGAGCAGUCUGAGGAGACUGGAGACGGCUACAAUGCUACUGAUGGAGAGCAGUACUCUGUACCUGAUGUGGAAGGCGUUUCUUACAGAGAGCCUCAGGAUUUAAGAAUAGCAGUGUGCAGUACCCGCAGGUCCCUAGACAUAUCUCUGUGGGCAGCUUCUCCUGGAGUUGUCCCUAUGGAGGUCCCAGGCUUCCUCUGCAGGCCAGAGCAAUCUACCCCUAAGUCUGUCCCUCUUUUCCAGAAUCAUGAGGCAAAUUCCACCUUUAAGGGUAACCAAGAGAGACUCCAGAGAGACCCAAACCAUACAAAUGCGAGGAAUGUCCCAGAACCUUCAAAUAUCCCUGCAACCUCUCCAUCCACCCGAAAACACACAAGAAGGAGAGGCCAUUCUUCUGUAAGGUGUGCCAGACAGGCUUUCACCAAGUCUUGGAACUUCGAGUUCAUGAGGUCAUACACAAGGCAGGGAAGCCUUUCACAUGCGAUGCCUGUGGAAGGGCCUUCCGAUACAAGACCAACCUGCAGGCUCAUGAGAGGAUCCACACAGGAGAGAAGCCAUACUCCUGCUCCCUGUGUGAUAGCACCUUCCGCCAGUCAUCCACAUACCACAGUCACCUCAGGAAGUUCCACAAAUCAGAAUGAAGCGCUCACACCUCCGGGUGAGCAGGGAUUCAGCCUCAGGGUCUCAUCUGCACAUUAG